Molecule: messenger RNA, 1674 nt
Organism: Paramecium tetraurelia
Lineage: Eukaryota; Ciliophora; Oligohymenophorea; Peniculida; Parameciidae
Exons: 1
Biological process (GO): protein sumoylation
Molecular function (GO): zinc ion binding; SUMO ligase activity
Source: RefSeq, a predicted model, not a curated record
AUGAAAAAUCAAUAACUCUUAAAAGACUUAGAAACAUUUCAAAAAUAACUUAAAUUAGCAUUACCAUCAAUCAUUAAUCAUGCAACAAAAGACAUUUGUAAUUCUCAAUACUUUGAAAGUCUAUUUAAAGAAUCUAAGCCCAACAAUAUCCAAGAACUCUAUUCCUAAAGUCUUCUUAGAUUAGAUCCUCACAUUUCCAGAUAAAAGCCUCAAUUAGAAGAUGAUAUCUAAAUAAUAAAUGAUUUUAUCCAUGUAUAUUUUGAAUCUCAUUUUUCUACCUUAUAGAAAAUGAUGUUACUUCAACAAGAAGUGAAGACCCAGAUGGAAUUAGAGGAAGUAUAGAAAACAGCAAUUUAAGAAAGUAAGUAAUAACCCUAAUAAUUAACUUAAAAAGAAAUAGAUUAAAACAGCGCUUUAGAAUAUGAUACUGUAAAUAUGAGAGACGUUUGUCUCAAAUUAAAGCAAAAAUAUUACAAAAUACCUAAAUAACCUAUUUGUGAAGAUUGUUUUUGUGGUAAUUAAUUGCAUUACAAAUAAAUUGUUUAAUGUUAAUUAUGUGAUAAAUACUUACAUGUUAAUUGUUUAGACAAAAGUUAUGAUGAAAGAUAAGUUGAUAAUUUUACAUGCCCAAUAUGCACUCUUUCUAAUAUGGAUUAGUUCUGUGAAGUUAUUACAACUCUAGUUGACCCAUGUCCAUUUAAGAAAAAUGGGUUAACCAACUCUAAGUUAGUUAGAUUUAAAACUGACUGUGAAAUGGUUGACAUCAGAUGUAUUAGGCUUGAUUCUCCUUAAGCAGCUUAAGAAAUUACUUGGCCAGAUCUAGGAGAAAUUCAGUUAAAUGGUAAAAAGGUCUUUGAAUUUGUUCCAUUAAGUUUAUAGAGUUGUUUACAUAAAAGAAAGGAUGAAAAACUGUUUUGUACAAUUCCAAAAAAUGAAGAAUGCACUCUCAUUUUCAAGGAAUCUAUACCAGGAAUAGAUUAAAAAAGAAAGUUUAGAAUCCUUAGUGAAUAACUCUAUUAUUUCGCAAUUUAUAAAACCAAAUAAUACACAUCUAAGUAAUUAAUUGAUAAAAUUAUUGAUGAUCCAUAGAAUUGGAUGAGUUUAGAAUAAUCACGAGAUUUCGUUAUUCUAUAAAUCAAUUAUAGUCCUGCCAUUAAAAUAAUCAAAUUACACAUAUCAUUAUUAUGUUGCUUCAGUUCAUCUCUAAUAUAAACUCCAGUUAGAGGGAUUUAUUGUACUCAUGUUUAAUGUUUCUCAUUAGAAAGUUACAUCCUGAUGUUGGAUCAAUAAAUACCCAGAAAAUGGAGAUGUCCAAUUUGUAAAGCUAAAAUAUUUAAAUUAUAAAUUGAUGCACUUUAGUAUGCAAUUUUAAAAUCAAUCAGAUAAUUUGGUUUAUAAGAAAAGUAUUCCUGUAUCUCACUUGAUUUUUAAGGCAAUAUUUUAGAUGAAUUCAUUUCGAAAUCUAUUGAUUAUAAUCUCAUUCCAGAGAUUGCCAAACAAAUUAAUAAUAGAAUACCAUAGUUAGAAAAAUUAAGUAGUUCUAUAAAUGAAAAGGAGGAUUAUGAGAUCUAAAGUAAUUCAAAAUUAAAUUAUCCUAAAUCUAUUGUUAUAAUAUAAUCAAGAGAUUUUUUAUUUUUAAAUUCUUGUCAAUGGCUAUUCUGUUAUAAUCUUUGA